Molecule: messenger RNA, 1707 nt
Organism: Plasmodium vivax (malaria parasite P. vivax)
Lineage: Eukaryota; Apicomplexa; Aconoidasida; Haemosporida; Plasmodiidae
Exons: 1
Coding region: 1-1707 (568 amino acids)
Source: RefSeq, a predicted model, not a curated record
AUGAAAUAUUUCUACAAAUUGGCCAUAGUCUUAGUCUAUAUUCAUACAUAUUUCAUGCGAAACAGAUGUGUGAGAAAAGUAUUUUUAGCUGAAAAAGAACCUGAUUCUGGUGUAAAAUCAGGGGAUGGGAAAGGCUCUUAUGAUGAUGAUGAUGAUACUAUGACAGAAGUUAUAAGGCUUUUGUCCCUUCAGGCUUUGGGGCAGGAACAAGAGGAACAGAAGAAAUCCGAAGAAGAGGGUGCAGCUGGAGGGGCGGAAGAAAAGGGGGCAGCUGGAGGGGAAGAAGAAAUGGGGGCAGUUGGAGGGGAAGAAGAAAUGGAAACUGGAGAGACAUCCCCAAGAAAAAGAAGAUUAAGUUUAAGACAAACACAUUUUCAAUUAAAAGAUAUUAAAAAAUACAAGGGGAGCUCUGAAGAAGAACAGACGGAAAAAGUACAAGAAAAGGGAGCAACUUCAAGUGUAUCAUCAUCAAAAGUUGCACCAGAAGAAAAGCCUGAAAAAACUAAUGACCCCGAGUUAGAUGAGUUUAGACGUGUACUAAAGGAAUGUGAUGAUAUGAAUGUCGAAAUUGGUGAAGAAGCAAUAGAGGAAUAUAUAAAGGUAGGGGUAAACACAGUAGAAAAAAUUUCUCAAGUGCAUAAAGAUUAUCCAUUAAAUUUGGCGAAAGGCAUUGACUUUGAAAAUCCUCGUAUGCCUUUUGGAGUAGCAGACAAAAACUUUGAUCUGAAAAGUGAAAAUGAAUUACGCGACACUCUAUAUUUUGAUGAUUACAUGAAUAUUCCAUUAUUUGAAUUUUUAAAUAAUACUAUGGUGGGUAAUUUAAGUCUGGCAAAAGUUAAUCAUUUAUAUGUCAAAGAAAGUAUUAAAUAUCAGGCAUGCAGUGGUUCUCUGUUGGAGUAUCUUGGUUCAAAAAACUUAUCUUUUAACAUUGAUCAUUAUUUUGGUCUUAAUUUAGGAACAUAUUUAUCUGAGGAGCAAUGUGAAAUUUGCAAUUUUGAAGAUCCAAAAAUAAGGGCUAUACGAGAAAGACAUGUGGAAAAUACUUAUGUAGUUGAAAGAUUAACUGUGAUAAAUUGCUUUAGGCAUUUGAAUUUUGCCGAACGAAGGAAAUUAAGAGAUAUAAUUUUUUACCAACAUAAGAAUAUUUCUCAUAUAAAAAAAACAUUAUCUCUCUUAGCUGAAAAACGUUUUAAAAUUAAGAAAGAUUCAAUGCUUCUUUCACAAAAUUUUUCUUUGCCUAAAAAUUUUAUAUAUAAGGAUGUUAUUCUUUUGACAUGUCUACAUUAUGUAACCAGUUACUCUAUUGUAAUACUUAAGCCAUUAAAAAUUAAAGUUGUUGGAAAAGGUGUGAUACAAUAUAGGGAGUUUUAUAAUACUUCAGGUAUGCUAAAUCAUUUAAUAGCUUUACUAGAGUUUAUGGAAAGUAAUUCACAGUUGUGUCGUAAAUUCUUUGAUACAUAUAAAAAUGUUGGUGGUUUUUACCCACGUUUGAAAUCAACUGACGAUAUAGUACCCAUUUUUAAUUAUUUAACGGUAAGAUAUCAAAUAUGUUGUAUAAUGUAUAAUAUAGGUAAAUUAAUUUCGAAAUUUCAAUAUUGUGAAGAUAGGGUAACUAAUUAUGAGGAGCAUCUUCUUGGGGAUUAUGUUAAAACAAUCUUUUCAUUAGAACGUACAUUAAAUAAGGCGAAAGAGUUGCUUAAACACUGA